GAACAAAUUACAAUAUCCGACUGGAGCACAUGGCAGACUGAGCACUCGGAGCAGGCACCAGCAGCUGUCUUCCUAAUUUGCGAAGCCGAAUGCAAAUCAAUAAAUGGAUAUUUCAACAGCAAUAGAAGGAUUUGGAAACAUAUGUUCAAGUUUGAAUAAUGAGUCGGCUUUUAAAUUUCUCAAAUGGGUUAAAGAUAAUGUGGAUGGUCUGAUUGAGAAACAGACAAAAGCAUCAGAAAGCAAUAGUGAUGUUGUCUUGGAGUCUAUCAGAGAGGAUGUCAGAACUCUUCUGCCCCUGGCUGGAGUGAUGCCAUCAGAGAAUAUCCAGGUUCCCACCAUAGGCCCUAAUUCAGAUUGUGACAGUCAGACAACAGAACACAUCGAUGCCUUCUGUUACGAUGACGAUGACAUCGAUAAUUUAUGUGAUGCCGGUCAGAUGAGCAGAAACUAUUGCACAGACUGUGGAUCAAGAAAUGUUCAACCUCUAACAUUUAUUACCCACUCUGCAUCAGUAAAACAGAUUAAGUACGUGUUCCGUCACCUGCUGGGCGACCUGAGGGGGAAGACUCUGAUGGACGUGGGGUCCAGAACAGGGGCCGUUCUGUACGGGGCCUAUCUGAUGAGCGAGGCAAGCUGUAUAGUGGGAGUAGAAAUUGACCCGACCUUUUGUCAAGUCCAAAAUCAAAUCAUUUCCAAGUAUCAGCUUCAGGACAGAGUGCAGGUGUAUCAACAAGACAUACAGAACUGUUGUAACUUAAUUCAACAAGCUGAUGUCAUGGUCCUGAACAAUGUCUUUGAAUUUUUCAUUCCCCAGGACACGCAGAAAAGUAUAUGGAAUUUUUUGUACCAGAAUGUGAGGAAUAAAGGAAGCUAUAUUGUGACAGUGCCCAGUAUUAGAGAGUCCUUACAGCUGAUACAGGUAAUGACUAAUACAGUUAUCUUUAGAUUUGGAUUCCUGGGUACAAGAGAUUCCUACAGGGGAAGUAAUUAAAAAAGCCAAUCUUCUGCUGAAUGGAGACAAGGAUAUGGAAGAUUCUGAACUCUCAGAGAUUCAUCUCUACCAAGUUGUGUGAUCUUCCACAGAUCUGCACCAAGUCAUGUGAUCUUCCACAGAUCUGCACCAAGUCAUGUGAUCUUCUACAGAUCUGCACCAAGUCAUGUGAUCUUCCACAGAUGUAUGCCAAGUCAUGUGAUUUCCAAGCUCCUCCUAUGAGCAGACUGAUAAAACAUCUUAUUCCAAUCUGCCAAAUAAUGCUCAUUGAUGUUCAAUUUCACCAGACCAUGAUUAAAGACCAUAAACAGAAAAUAUUAAGUCCAAAAUUAUGUUCAAUCUAUUUUAUUUUUUAGGAUGUGCAUGCAUGAUUUAUUGAAAUAUUGAAUCAUAUUUGCAAUAACAAUGCAACUUGAAUUAACUUGCUAAGAAACAUUAAAAGAUACAGUAUUUUA
Messenger RNA from Ostrea edulis (European flat oyster), 1446 nucleotides. RefSeq lists its product as uncharacterized. Gene Ontology annotation, molecular function: methyltransferase activity. Lineage: Eukaryota; Metazoa; Mollusca; Bivalvia; Ostreida; Ostreidae. The transcript has 9 exons. The coding region runs from base 104 to 991 and encodes 295 amino acids. The record is from RefSeq and is a predicted model, not a curated record.